GUUACCAUCCAUCACCUUCUCUCUCUCUCCUCUCACACACACAAACACCAAAAACACACACUAGUUCUCUCUUCUUCGAUAGUUGUCAUGGUUCCCGCCUAUCGACACAUCAAUUCCUAAACCCUAGCUUUCUCUGGCUUUCUUUCUCUCUCUUUGUUCCCCCUUUUUAAUACUCUUUGUUACUUCUGGAAAGAAAAAGAUUGGGUCUUUUUGAGGGUUUGAAUACAUGUCCUUCAAUCAAUCAAGGGGUGAUAAGAACGAGCCGCCACAGCACAGAAAAUUGGGUCGAUCCGGUAACGCUGCCUUGCAAAGGAACUACUCCGGGGGUGGCGGGAAGGGCGGCGGCGGAGGAGGUAGUACCACCGCCCCACCAUCCUCCUCUUCAUCUUCUUCUAAUAGAAGCUUUAAGAAGGUGGGUAAUUAUGCACAAGGAGUACAACCUAGGGUAAACAGUCCCAAUAUAAAUUCGAAUUCGGAUUUGUUGAAUUCUUCUACUCCUGGAGGCACUACUGUACCUAAUGGCGCACAUUUACAACUGCCAGCACGAGGUGCAUCUGGUGCUCCAGCAGCGGGUGCUACUAUAAAGCCAUCUGAUGUAUCAACCCAGAAGAGCACCCCAGGCCUACCAAGGGCUCCACAGGGUAAUGCAGCCGUUCCCAGUUCUGAUGCCACUGGUCCUUCGACUCCGACAAAGGGGCCAGCAGAUGCUUCUAGGGCAUUUCCUCUUCAAUUUGGGUCAAUUAGUCCUAGUUUAAUGAAUGGGAUGCAGAUUCCUGCCCGAACCAGCUCUGCCCCACCAAAUUUGGAUGAGCAGAAACAGGCCCAGGCUCGUCUUGAGGCAUUAAAAGCUACUAAAAUUCCGACUUCAGCUGUCCUGAAACAGCAGUUACCAAAGAAAGAUGCUGGUGUCAUUGAUCAAUCUAAUGCUAGUGAGGCGCAUUCUGUCCCAAAAGCGAAAAAAGAUGUACAAGCAUUAGCUACUCCCCCUGCAACCCAAUCUCAAAAGCUUUCUGGCCCCUCAAUUCCCGGGGUUCCCAUGCAAAUGUCAUUUCACCAUUCUCCACUUCAUGUUCCAUAUGGUGGUCCAAAUCCACAGAUGCAAUCUCAGGGAAUGGCAAAUAGUUCGUUACCAAUGCCGCUCCCUAUACCUUUAAUGGGCAAUCCACCUCAAGUACAGCAACAGGUAUUUGUUACAGGUCUCCAACAUCAUCAGAUGCAGCCUCAGGGGAUCAUUCAUCAAGGUCAAGGUCUGAAUUUCUCGUCUCAAAUGGGACCUCCCCAAAUGCCUCCUCAGUUAGGAAAUAUUGGAAUUGGUUUAGGACAACAUUACCCGCCACAGCAGACAGGAAAACUUGGUGCUCAUCGUAAAACCGUCAAGAUUACUCAUCCAGACACACAUGAGGAGCUGAGACUAGAUAAACGGUCCGAUGGGUAUGCAGAUGGUGGGUCAAAAGGUUCAGGCCCUAGGCCUCAUCCUCAUGUGCUGCCUCAGUCUCAGCCGGUUCCAACAUUUCCUCCUGGUCAUAUGGUGAACUACUAUUCUAAUUCCUACAAUGCCAACUCCCUUUUCUAUCCACCACCCACUUCUAACCCUUUGACUAGUGCACAAACUACUCCUGGUUCUCAGGCACCAAGGUUUUAUAGCCAGGUGACUGUAAAACCAGCAGCUAAUGCACAUGAUAAGGUUAGUGAUUCAUCAUUGCCGGGUAGCUUGCCUGCUAUUGACAAAAAUGAGCUCCCCAAAACUCCAAGGACGCAUGGAGAAACUUCAUCCACUCAUUCUCAAAGAGACCCUGAAACCAGCAGUGGAAGCUCUACACAACAUCCAAACUACACUCUGUCGCCUAUGGCAACUAAACCAACUAAUGCGACAUUUGGGUCUUUCCAGUCCGAGAAUUUAACCAACUCUUCCUCUACUGCUUCUGCUGCUACCGUUGAGGAUUCUGUGCCACUUGUGAAUAGUGAGGCGGAAGUUGCAAAAGAAGCAACAGUUAGCAAGUCUAGCUCCUUCAAAGAGGAACCGAUAAAGCCAGGAAAAAAGGUCCAAUAUACCCCCCUAGAUCAGGUGGGUGGACAAUCAGCCUCAAUUUCAACGUCUAUUUUAGAGACAGUAAAGUCUUCGACUCCUUUCACAGGAACCAAAGAGGAGGUUUCCGAAACCAGCAAAAAAGUAGUGCCUAUAGCUGUUACCGCCAGUGCUCCUGGCAGCUCUUUAAAAGGUAGUAGUGGUGAAGAAGGCCUCAAGUCUAUUGAAACAAUUGGUAGCGAGACUAAUUCUGAUAGCUCUCUCAAGAUUGAAGAGCCAAAGGCUGAAUCGGCAGUGUCAGAAGACCAAGGAUAUGUGACAACCAAUGAGCCUGAGCAACAUGAGGUUGCUACAUCCGUAAGUGAUCUAGAUAAAAACAGUGGUGCCAUGGAGGUAACCAUGACAAAGAUCGAGACUGGAUCCUUGGACCCUGCAGUGCCUGCCAUCAAUGAUGAUAAAUCUUUGCCAUCAGCUUCUGCAGCAGAUGCUGACGUUCUUAGUGCUGAAACUUCACUUAGUUUGGGGACUUGUCGUGGGGAUGAUAUCUCAAGUUCAGAUGUUUCUUUAAGUACGCUCGUUAACAUGGGUGCUGAGGGUGCUGGCAAUGGAGAAUCUGGUACAUUAGAUCAUGGUUCUGCUGCUGUUUCAGUUUCUGUUCCAGACAGACCACCUUCUUUUGAUGGAGAAGAUGUGGGCAACAGGGCCAGCUUGAUAUCUCCUACAUCAUCAGGUUCCAUGGAUAAAACUUUAUCAGAUACUAGCAAAGCAAAGGGUAAUACAUCUAAACCAAAGAAAAAGAAAAAAGAGUUUCUAAAAUUUGCUGAUGCUCAGGGGACAACUUCUGAUCUUUAUAUGGCGUAUAAAGGUCCAGAGGAAAAGAAAGAAACUCCAUCUGCUGAAAUCGUAGAAAACUCUUCUGCGAUAACACAAAAGCAGGCAUCUGUCGAUUCAUCUGAGAAAGCUGUUCCAUGUGAUGAGAAACGUGGCCACAACAAGUUUGAGCCUGAUGAUUGGGAGGAUAGAGCAGAUAUUUCUACUCCCAAACUUGAAACCUCCUUUAAUGGGAAGUCGGUCGAUGGGAUGGCCAAAAAGUAUUCCAGAGACUUCCUGCUAAAAUUUGCCGAACAGUGUACUGAACUUCCUCAAGGGUUUGAGUUUACUCCGGAUACAGCCGAUGUAGUGAUGUCAAAUGUUAAUGUUUCUCGUGAACCACAUCCAAGCCCUGGUAGAGGUGGUGAUAGAGUACCACCGGGAGCUCGACUAGACCGCCGCCCAAGUAACGUUGGCCAUGACGACAGAUGGAAUAAAUCACAGGGACCUAUGGGUUCAGGAAGAAUGCAAAGUGACGUCAGCUAUGCUGGAAAUACAACCAAUUUUAAACCGAUGACUGGAGGGAACUACGGCAUGUCACGGAACAGGACACAGACACCGGGUCAGUAUGGCGGUGGCAUCUUGUCUGGGACAAUGCAGUCCCCUGGCCCACAUAUGCAACGUAAUAAUUCCGAUUCUGACAGGUGGCAACGUGUGGCUGGUAAUCAGAAGGGGUUAAUACCCUCUCCCCAGACUCCAAUGCAGGUGAUGCACAAAGCAGAAAGAAAGUAUGAAGUGGGUAAAGUAACAGAUGAGGAACAGGCCAAGCAAAGGCAGUUGAAGGGUAUCCUAAACAAGCUGACUCCUCAAAACUUCGAAAAACUGUUCGAGCAAGUUAAACAAGUGAAUAUCGACAAUGCUGGAACUCUUUCUGGUGUAAUCAAUCAAAUAUUCGAUAAGGCUUUAAUGGAACCCACUUUUUGCGAAAUGUAUGCCAAUUUUUGCUCACGUCUUGCUGUAGAGUUGCCGGAUUUUAGUGAAGACAAUGAAAAAAUCACUUUUAAGCGAUUACUUUUGAACAAAUGUCAAGAAGAAUUCGAGAGAGGAGAACGGGAAGAAGAAGAAGCAAACAGAACCGAGGAGGAAGGUGAGGUUAAGCAGACAGAGGAGGAAAGGGAGGAAAAGAGAAUUAAGGCACGGAGACGCAUGUUGGGUAACAUCAGACUUAUUGGCGAGUUGUUCAAGAAGAAAAUGUUGACCGAGAGAAUUAUGCACGAAUGCAUAAAGAAAUUGUUAGGUCAGUAUCAGAAUCCUGAUGAGGAAGAUAUUGAGGCAUUGUGCAAAUUGAUGAGCACAAUUGGGGCGAUGUUCGAUCAUCCCAAAGCCAAGGAGCAUAUGGAUGUAUAUUUUGACACCAUGUUUAGAUUGUCAAAUAAUAUGAAACUUUCUUCAAGAGUGAGGUUCAUGUUGAAGGAUGCUAUUGAUUUGAGAAAGAACAAUUGGCAGCAAAGAAGGAAGGUCGAAGGGCCAAAAAAGAUCGAUGAAGUACACAGAGAUGCUGCUCAAGAACGGCAUGCACAAUCUAGUAGAAUGGCUCGUGGAUCAAGUUUCAACUCGUCAACUAGGAGUCGUCAACCCAUGGAGUUUGCACCCAGAGGGUCAAAUGUCUUACCAUCUCCAAAUGCUCAAAUGGGUGGUUUCCGUGGAUUGCCCCAACAGCAGCCUCGUGGUUACGCCAAUCAAGAUGCCAGAGUUGAGGAAAGAUCAUCUUUCGAGAACAGGGCAGUUUCAUUUCCGUUAAGACCCAUUGGUGAUGACCCUAUAACACUUGGUCCCCAAGGUGGUCUUGCUAGGGGGAUGUCAGUUAGGGGACAAUCUUCGAUGCAAAGUAUGCACUUACCCGAAAUGCCUAGUCCUGCAGACCCCAGACGGCAUGCAGCCGGCCCAAAUGGUUAUGGUUCUGGUUCUAUACCAGAGAGACAAACUUCUGGUCCAAGAGAUGAAUUUGUUCCUAGAUACACUUCAGAGAGGUUGGCCCCUUCACCUGCUUAUGAUCAGUCGCAUGUUAACAGGAAUGCCGAGCACAAUUUUGAUCGAGGUAUGCCUUCUUUGCCAUCUCCACGAGUCUGGAUGCCUACUCCUUCACCAAAUGUUCCUGCAGAUAAGGUCUGGCCGGAAGAACGUUUACGUGAUAUGUCCAUGGAGGCAAUCAAGGAAUUUUAUAGUGCAAGAGAUGAGAAGGAAGUUGUUCUAUGCAUCAAGGAAUUGAACGCACCCAGUUUUUAUCCUUCAAUGAUAUCCAUCUGGGUCAGUGAUUCAUUUGAGAGGAAGGAUGCCGAUAGGGAUUCACUUGCUAAGCUUCUCGUCAAUCUCACAAAGUCUCAAGAUGGAGUUUUAAGUCAAGACUCACUUAUUAGAGGAUUGGAAAGUGUUCUUGCGAGUUUGGAGGACAGUGUGAAUGAUGCUCCUAAAGCAGCAGAGUAUCUCGGGAGAAUCGUAGGAAAGAUGCUAUUGGAAAAUGUGAUACCAUAUAAAGAAGUGUGGCAGUUGAUAUAUGAAGGUGGAGAGGAGCCAGGACGACUGGUUGAAAUAGGGCUUGCGGCUGAUGUUGUUGGAGUGAUUCUGGAGAUGAUUACAUCGGAGAAAGGUGAAGCAUUUUUGAACGAGAUUCGUGCAGGCUCUAAUCUUCAUGUGGAGGGGUUUCUACCUCGGAAUAGUACAAAAGCAUCGAGAUUAGACAAGUUCAUUUAGAUGAGAUGAGAUGAGAUGAGAUAGAAGUGAGUGAUGAUGCUCAUUAGAGAACAAAUAUCCAAAUCCAAUGGGUUAGUAGCAGCAGCCAGCAUCAGCAAUAUAUAUGUUUUGAGGUUUUUGAUGGGUUCUUUAUUCUAAAUUUGUUAACUUGAAAAGAUUAUCUGCAACUGCAAAAAGGUUCAAAGGAGCAUCCAACUUUUUCUUCAAA
Molecule: messenger RNA, 5795 nt
Organism: Cynara cardunculus var. scolymus (artichoke)
Lineage: Eukaryota; Viridiplantae; Streptophyta; Magnoliopsida; Asterales; Asteraceae
Product: eukaryotic translation initiation factor 4G
Exons: 11
Coding region: 227-5587 (1786 amino acids)
Cellular component (GO): eukaryotic translation initiation factor 4F complex
Molecular function (GO): translation initiation factor activity; mRNA binding; protein binding
Source: RefSeq, a predicted model, not a curated record